Messenger RNA from Durio zibethinus, 517 nucleotides. RefSeq names its product large ribosomal subunit protein eL29z. Gene Ontology annotation, cellular component: ribosome; cytosolic large ribosomal subunit. Gene Ontology annotation, biological process: cytoplasmic translation. The record is from RefSeq and is a predicted model, not a curated record. Lineage: Eukaryota; Viridiplantae; Streptophyta; Magnoliopsida; Malvales; Malvaceae. Gene Ontology annotation, molecular function: structural constituent of ribosome.
GGUCAUCAAACAUUAAGAAUUAGGGUUUCGAGCUUUCCCCAAAUAUAAAGCCCAAGUUUUUCUUUCUUUUGUUGCUCCUCCGUCCAAACACCCUAGUCAGAGCCGGGGCUUCUCGUUGACCUAAGAGAUGGCAAAGUCAAAGAACCACACAGCUCACAACCAAUCUUACAAGGCUCACAAGAAUGGCAUCAAGAAACCGAAGAGGCACCGCCACACUUCCACCAAAGGGAUGGAUCCAAAGUUCUUGAGGAACCAGAGGUAUGCAAGGAAGCACAACAAGAAGAGUGGAGAGUCUGCCACUGAAGAAGAGUAAAUUGGGGUUUCUAAUUCUAGCCUUGAUUAGGGUUUCUAAUUGGGGCUAUUUUAAAUUUUUAACGAUGGAAUUUUGUGUUUAUUUACUGUCUACUCAGCUUGAUUACUUGCAUUGUUUAUUUUGGGAUUGCUGAUUAUCUUUGUUAGAAAAGAUUUGAAGCUGUGACUGUGAGCUUAUUAAUAUCAAGAACAUGUUUUGAGUUUU